AUGGCUGGGAAUAAAGGAAGAGGACGUGCUGCUUAUACAUUUAACAUUGAAGCUGUUGGAUUUAGCAGAGGUGAAAAGUUACCUGAUGUUGUAUUGAAACCACCCCCACUAUUUCCUGAUACAGACUACAAGCCAGUGCCACUAAAAACAGGAGAGAGUGAAGAUUAUGUGCUUGCCUUGAAACAAGAGUUAAGAGAAACUGUGAAAAGAAUGCCUUAUUUUGUAGAAACACCUGAAGAAAAACAAGAUAUUGAAAGAUACAGUAAAAGAUAUAUGAAGGUGUACAAAGAAGAGUGGAUACCAGAUUGGAGAAGACUCCCUAGAGAGUUGAUGCCAAGGAAAAAAUGCAGAAAAGCAGGCCCCAGAUCCAAAAAGGCAACGGAUACAGGCAAAGGCCCUUCACUCACAAAUCCUGCGGAUGUAUUGAAAAAAAUCGAGGAAUUGGAAAAGAAAGGUGAUGGUGAAAAAUCAGAUGAGGAAAAUGAAGAGAAAGAAGGAAGCAAAGAGAAAAGUAAAGAAGACGAUGAUGAUGAGGAAGAUGAUGCUGCUGAACAAGAGGAAUAUGAUGAAGAAGAGCAGGAAGAGGAAAAUGACUACAUUAAUUCCUACUUUGAAGAUGGAGAUGAUUUUGGUGCAGACAGUGACGACAACAUGGAUGAAGCAACCUACUAG
This is a messenger RNA of Rangifer tarandus platyrhynchus (Svalbard reindeer), 672 nucleotides long. The record is from the annotation of a GenBank genome assembly. NCBI's taxonomy places the organism in Eukaryota, Metazoa, Chordata, Mammalia, Artiodactyla, Cervidae.